Messenger RNA from Rotaria socialis, 1743 nucleotides. NCBI's taxonomy places the organism in Eukaryota, Metazoa, Rotifera, Eurotatoria, Philodinida, Philodinidae. The record is from the annotation of a GenBank genome assembly.
AUGAAUAUUGAAUUAUUAUCAACAUUUCAACAAAACUAUCCUGAAGAAUUUGAUGGCACACUUGAUUGUGCAUCGAUGGCUGUGUGCUGUGCAUUUAAUAAAAUUGGUUCAAUGUUAGCUGUCGGUUGCUCGGAUGGUCGUCUUGUUAUUUGGGAUUUUCUCACACGUGGUAUCGCAAAAAUAAUUUGUGCCGAUUGGUCACCGAUUUAUUCUAUAUCAUGGUCGAAAAAAUCUGAUUUAAUAGCAACAUCAUCAACGGAUAGUACCGUAUGUAUUUGGCAUACGUCAACAGGUCGUUGUCAUACUCGUAUAUCAUGUAUACAAUCACCAAUACUUAAAGUUCAAUUUCAUCCACGUAACUCAUUGUAUUUACUUAUAUGUCCAAUGAAACAUCCACCAGUAUUAAUUGAUCAUAAUGGUAAACACACAAUAGUUACUAUUGAUGAUGAACCAAAUGAUAUUAUAUCAACAUUCGAUAGGAAAGGUGAACAUAUUAUAUUGGGCAAUAAUCGUGGUUUAAUUGUUGUUAAAACAUUUCCGGAUUUAAAAACUGUUUCGUCAUUUCGAAUUACAACUGGCACAAAUGCAAAUACAGUUUUAAGACACAUUGAAAUACCGCGUCGAGGCCAAUAUUGUUUAAUUAAUACCAGUGAUCGAAUAAUUCGAAUUUAUAGUUAUUCAGAAAUGUUAUCAUGCGGCAUUGCUCGCGAUCUUGAACCGAAACAAAAACUUCAAGAUUUAGUUAAUAAGUCAUUAUGGCGAAAAUGUUGUUGGUCCGGCGAUGGUGAAUAUAUAUGUGGUGCAUCAUCUCGUCAACAUUCGUUAUACAUAUGGGAAACUGUAUCGGGUAAUUUAGUUAAAAUUUUACAUGGUACCAAAGGCGAAACAUUAGCUGAUGUAUGUUGGCAUCCUGUACGUCCAAUUAUAGCCAGUAUGUCGAGCGGUGUUGUAUCUAUAUGGUCACAUUCUCAAGUUGAAAAUUGGUCGGCUUUUGCACCGGACUUUCGUGAACUCGAAGAAAAUGUUGAAUAUCAUGAACGCGAAUCCGAAUUCGAUGUUAAAGAUGAAGAUCGUAGUUUAGAUGCGUCUGAUUGCGCAAAUUCACCGAGUAAACGACAACGUUUAGAUACGAAUGGCAAUGUAAAAAAAUUCAAUAGUGACGAUAUUGAAAUCGAUGUUGUUACACAACAACGUAUUGAAGCAUUAGUAUCAAGUGACGAUGAGGACAUUAAUGAUCAGCUUGUUUAUUUACCAGCAGCACCUGAUAUUGAAGAUAUCGAAGUUGAUGUAACAUCAACAAUAAAAACUUCAACGUCAACACAAAAACUAUUUGAAACUGAUCGAAACUAUGAAAUAAAAUUACAAACACCGCCUGUCUAUGAUGCUCAUCCAUAUUUUGGUGGAACGAAACAAACAAGAUCAAUAGGAAAUCUAGCAUUGAAUAAUCAAGAUCUUAAAAAAGAUGGUAGAUUUCGUCGUAAAGGAAAUUCUAUUGACAGUGAUCAGCCGAAUGUUUUAUUGCCUAAAUCAAUUGAUGCGGCCAUUGCAACAGUGUCAAAUAAUAUUGGUAACAAUAAUUCAAAACGAUUUACGCCAAUUAAUGUUUGCAAUUCGACAAUAGUAGCACAGGCGUCUGAAUCUAAAGGACAACGUGGACGUUCAGCGCGUCUCGAAGGAAGAAAAGCAAAUACGGGUCAACAUCGGUCAUCAACAGAUAACGAUACGGAUUUCGUACCAAAUUAG